AUGCAAGGUAGGAAGGUAGUCCGUGAACUAUACUUUGACCCGGAAAUCGAGAAAACUGCAAGAGUAAACAAAAAGGCAGCCCGAUUAGCUCGUGAAGCUGCUCGGUCUGCAAAUAUUGCAAAUAACAUAAGUGAAGAAGAGGUUUCUAGUCCAAAACAUUCGGACAACAAACUUAACAUCCAUAUCAUGGCUGCUGAUCCACCGCCUCCCUUGAGAACAUUAGGUGAUUACGACCAGAGAAACAAUGGAGAGCUGGCUAAUUUGGGAUUUCAACCGAGAAACCCAGUGUCAUUUGAAAUAAAGAAUUAUGUGUUAAGUGCCCUCAAGGAAGACCAAUUUUCGGGUUCAGAGUCACAAAAGUUCUAUGAGGCAUGUGAUUAUACCGACCCUCCUGGUGUUUCAGAAUCUGCAAAGAGGUUAAGGCUUUUCAAGUAUUCUCUAAUUGGAAGAGCAAAAGAUUGGUUGGACACUAUACCACCAAAUACCAUCAACACUUGGCAAGAGCUGGAGGUAAAACUCUUAGAAAGAUACUUUCCCAUCCAUAAGUACCAUGAGAGAAGGCAAGACAUAACAAGCUUUGAGCAAGGUGACUCUGAAACAUUGUAUGAUGCAUGGGAAAGAUUUAAGCUGAGUUUGAAGAAAUGUCCAAAGCAUGGUAUUGAUAGUCAUGCUCAAAUGCAGCACUUUACUCAAGGAUUGGGGCCUCAAACCAGGAUGUUUUUGGAUGCAUCGACAGGUGGUUCUUUGAAGAAUAAAAAUGAGAAUGAAGCUAGAGAGCUACUUGAAAAUAUGUCCCAGAAUGAGUAUAGAGUUCAAAAUGACAGAGGUGCAAAGAAAAAGGGUGGUAUGCUAGAGCUUGAUACACAAACUGCUCUUCUAGCACAAUCCACUUUGAUGAAUUCUCAAAUGGCGGCUAUGUUGAAACAUUUCACCAACUCUUCCAAUUCCCAAAUGCAAGUAAGGGCAGCUCAAGAUUUGAAGUGUGAUUUUUGUGGGCAAGGCCAUGUCAAUGGUGAAUGUUUUCCUGAAGGGUCUUCUCAAUCUCAACAACAAUCAUCUUCACAAAGUUCUCAACAAAGGAAACCGUCUCAACUGGAAGAUACUCUUUCUCAAUUUAUCAAGGUGACUCAAGGAAAUUUUGAAGCAAUGAAGAUUAGCCAAGACCAACUGAAAGCUAACCAAGAUAUUGCUAACAAGAAUCAUGAAGCUUCGAUUAAAAACCUUGAAAAUCAAAUGGGUCAAUUGUCAAGACAAUUUUCGGCUACUCAAAAUAAUGGCUUUGAAGGUUCUACAAAAGACAACCCAAGAAAUGAAACUUGCAAGGCGAUCAACUUGAGAAGUAGAGUGGUUCCUUCACCGGAGGUCGAGAUGAAGAAAAAAAAGGCUUUGGAACAAAUGCCCAUAUAUGCGAAAUUUAUGAAGGAGCUUUUGACAAAGAAGCGAAAACCUCUUGAUGAUGAGACGAUAGACAUGACCGAAGAGUGUAGUGCAAUAAUUCAAAAGAAGCUUCCAUAA
Messenger RNA from Trifolium pratense (red clover), 1515 nucleotides. RefSeq lists its product as uncharacterized. The transcript has 3 exons. The record is from RefSeq and is a predicted model, not a curated record. Bases 1 to 1515 code for a protein of 504 amino acids. NCBI's taxonomy places the organism in Eukaryota, Viridiplantae, Streptophyta, Magnoliopsida, Fabales, Fabaceae.